AUGUCUUUCGAGCCCAUCCUCAUCCUGUACGCCUUCCUGGCGGUGGUCCAGCUGAUCCUGACCAUGCUCCCUGGGGUUUGGUACACGCGCAAGGGGACCGUGAACGGGGGCAUGCGGCGGGCGCUGAGCGGCAUGGCCUUCAACCUGAUGCUGCCCGCGGUGGCGUUCAUCAACAUCGCCGGUCAGGUCACCGCAGACACCAUCGUCGGCUACUGGCCCUUUGCAAUGAACACAUGUGUGAGCACGCUUGUGGGCAUGGGGCUGGGGUGGGUGGUGAAUGAGGUGGUGGGCACCCCGCGCCACCUGCGAUACCACGUGGUGGCGGCCUGCGGCUACGGCAACCUGAACAGCGCAGUGGUCCAGAUCUUUGGAUACCCGAUGGCUAAGUGGCUGCUGAGGCGGCGCGUGGCGCCCCGCUCCUUCGUGGAGGUGCUGCACGACAUGUCCACCGUCUCCCUCAAGGGCAUGCCGCGCCCACCCAGCAUCAAGGAGGGCGAGCUGCCAGAGGCGGCGGAGGAGGACAAGGCGCUCAACGGCGCCGAGGCGGGCAGCGGCGCGGCCGCGCGCAAGGGCGGCGGCGGCGGCAAGGGCGGCGGCGCCGAGGCUGGCAGCUCAGGGGACCUCCCUAUUCAGCGGAAGGCGCGCCUCAGGAAGACCUGGCAGCAGUAA
Messenger RNA from Chlorella variabilis, 669 nucleotides. RefSeq lists its product as hypothetical. The record is from RefSeq and is a predicted model, not a curated record. Gene Ontology annotation, cellular component: membrane. The transcript is spliced from 7 exons. The coding region runs from base 1 to 669 and encodes 222 amino acids. Gene Ontology annotation, biological process: endoplasmic reticulum to cytosol auxin transport. NCBI's taxonomy places the organism in Eukaryota, Viridiplantae, Chlorophyta, Trebouxiophyceae, Chlorellales, Chlorellaceae.